Messenger RNA from Pundamilia nyererei, 1851 nucleotides. RefSeq names its product cyclic nucleotide-gated cation channel alpha-3-like. Gene Ontology annotation, biological process: monoatomic cation transmembrane transport. The annotation marks the transcript as partial. Gene Ontology annotation, molecular function: intracellularly cAMP-activated cation channel activity; cGMP binding; protein-containing complex binding. The transcript has 2 exons. Gene Ontology annotation, cellular component: intracellular cyclic nucleotide activated cation channel complex; plasma membrane. NCBI's taxonomy places the organism in Eukaryota, Metazoa, Chordata, Actinopteri, Cichliformes, Cichlidae. The record is from RefSeq and is a predicted model, not a curated record.
ACACUCUGGCUGGUUUUGGACUAUGUGUCAGAUGCCCUCUACUGCAUGGACAUCUUUGUGAGAGCCAGGACAGGUUUUCUGGAGCAAGGACUUCUUGUAAAGGAUGCAAAGAUCCUGAAGGAAAAGUACAUGAAGACACCCCAGUUCAAGUUAGACAUGUUAUCAGUGAUUCCUACCGACAUUGUUUUCUUCUAUAUCGGAAUCAACAACCCAGAGUGGAGAUUCAACCGGCUGUUUAGGUUAGGCCGUCUCUUUGAGUUCUUCGACCGGACUGAAACGCGAACCAAUUUUCCAAACAUCUUCCGAAUCGCUAAUCUUGUACUUUACAUCAUCAUCAUCAUCCACUGGAAUGGGUGCCUGUACUUUGCCAUCUCAAAAAUACUUGGUUUUGGGUCAGACACAUGGGUCUACCCCGGGCCGAAAAAACCAGAGUUUUCUCAGCUGUCCAGACAGUACAUUUAUUCCUUUUACUGGUCCACUCUUACCUUGACCACUAUUGGUGAGACACCACCGCCGGUCCGAGACGUUGAAUACUUUUUUGUCGUGGUUGACUUUCUUACUGGGGUUUUGAUCUUUGCAACAAUUGUUGGAAAUGUUGGAGCCAUGAUCUCCAACAUGAAUGCUGCACGUGUAGAGUUCCAGGCGAAGAUUGACUCUAUCAAGCAGUACAUGCAAUUUCGAAAGGUCACUAAAGACUUGGAGGCGAGGGUGGUGAAGUGGUUUGACUACCUGUGGACUGAGGGGAAAACCUGCGAUGAAAAGCAGGUGUUAAAAAAUCUGCCAGACAAGCUGAAGGCAGAGAUAGCCAUUAACGUACAUCUGGAAACCCUAAGAAAAGUGCGCAUCUUUCAAGACUGUGAAGCUGGUUUGCUUAUUGAGUUGGUCCUGAAGCUUCAGCCUCAAGUUUUCAGUCCUGGGGAUUACAUCUGUAAGAAAGGGGAUAUUGGUAGGGAAAUGUAUAUCAUCAAAGAAGGAAAGCUCGCUGUAGUAGCAGAUGAUGGUGUUACCCAGUUUGUGGUCCUUAGUGACGGAGCUUAUUUUGGAGAAAUCAGCAUCCUUGGGAUCAAAGGUAGUAAGGCAGGUAACCGAAGAACAGCUAACAUUCGAAGCGUGGGCUAUUCUGAUCUCUUUGCCCUGUCCAAAGAUGAUCUCAUGGAGGCACUAACAGAGUAUCCUGAUGCUAAGAAUGCUCUGGAGGAGAAAGGAAGGGCCAUUCUGAUGAAAGACAAUCUCAUAGAUGAGUCGCUUGUCGCUGCUACCGAUGCUAAAGACUUGGAGAACAAAGUCGAUCAGAUUGAAGCCAGUUUCGAAAUCAUGUCAGCAAAAUUUCGAAAGCUGACAAAUCAAUACGAUUCCUCUCAGCGUAAACUCAAGCAGCGCCUCAGUAAUUUAUCAAACCAGUUCAGAAGCCUCAGAGUAGAUGAGUAGAGGUUGGCCAUCAGUACUACAUAGGGAGUGUCUUCUUUACAGGGACUAGUACACUGCAUCCGCUCAGUACUUCCAAAGAUGCAAAAAUAAUAAGACUGCCCUCAAACAAUGUUUCCACACAUAGACGACAACAACGGGUCGUACCACCACGUGGAUCAUUAUGUCUUUUCUUGUGUUAGUGAUAACAAUAACAGGCUGCACGCGAUGAUCAGAAACAUGUGGAGGGACAAACCUGGAAUAAAAGCAAAGACAAAGCUGCCACCAAUCAACAGCAGCAGUCAAGCAGGUUCUACAGGAGCACUACUUUAGCAUCGGUGUGAGCAUCCAACCAAUACUGGUGGGAAACGUUUUCUUUACUACUCUGCCCAGAAUCCCAGAGCGGCUCGUUCAGCAACGACACCAUGACCUGGGCUUUGCACAUAC